AAUAUUGCGUAUAAUCUAUUGCAGUACUUUCCUAUCACUAACGUAUAAGGUCGGACUCGCAUACCAGCGACCCAACCACACGAUGAAUACCGCAGACCCACCCGCGACCCGCACCGUCCAGGCAAGAACUCCUGGGCCCGAGCGUACUGCCCUUGUUGCCUCGUGAAGCUAUGAUCCAUUCCAUUCCUUCCACAGCAGGAGCUCUAGAGUCCAGUCACAGCCUCUCCCAUCCCCCCGAGCACACAAUAUUGAAAUCUCUCUCUCUGUGCAAGCGAGGACUCAAGGUGAGCCAUGGCGGAGUUGCCGCUGGCGGCAGGGCUGCUGGACCUGCGACCCGGCAAGCUCUCACCGAAACCACCCCCGCCGCUCCCUCUGCCGCUCCCUGCGCGCCGCCGCACGCAUGCUACAGCCGCCACUGCGGCGGUCCCGUCCCCGCGCCACGCGGUUCCAGAACUCCACUCCACCACCGAGCUGGCGGAUGGUAGCAUCGUCUUCCGCUUCGCCCCACCAAAGCCCGACGUGCUGGAGCCGCAGGCGGAGCCGGCGAGCCGUGGUUUGGGAGCGGCCGCAGCGACCAGCCCCGACUCCACAGUCUCCCCUGCUUCGGGCGCUGUCACCGGCGGCGAGACGGAACCGGAGCCUGACUCUGAGCAGGGAGUCACCGGCGCAGGAUUGGGCGCCCUGGCAGUGGUCGAGCAGUCGCGCCCGAACGCCGCAGCGGUGGUUUCGCCCGCACCUCCCCCUCCUGACGCCGGUGCCGCCUCCGCCGCGGAUAAGGAGGAACCGGAACAGGCGGCGGGUUCCAAUUCCGGCGUUGAGGAGGCAAAGGCUAGGUCGGCCUCCGUCGAGGUGAUUGCAGCCGCCGAAUCUGGGUAUGAGCCGGAGGGCGACGGCGUCGCAGUUGGGGCAGGCGUGCUGACGAGUGGUGCUGCCGUGGAGACGACAUGGACGGGUUUGGAGCCGUGCGAGGGGAGCAAGGACGCCUCAGCCGCUGAUGCGAGUGGUGGCUGCGAGGAGGCGACAGGGACAGCCGGUUUAGAGGACUCUGAGGCCGCAUCAGAAGGCUCCACCGCUCGCGAUUUAGACACCGACGUUGAGACGGAAUCCAGCGGCUCCAGCGGCGACGAGCAGGGCGCCGAGUUCGGGGUCCCCCUACCAACAGUGGAACAAGUUAGCAAGGAGGUGGAUUGGAAAAAAGGCACUUCAGAAGUGAAGGAUUCUGUUAGGAUGGUUGAAAUAGCCCGAUCAACACUUGUGUUGUCGUCAGGUGCUGCAAUUCUGCCUCAUCCUUCUAAGGUAGCAACAGGCGGAGAAGAUGCGUAUUUUAUUGCAGGCAAUGGCUGGUUUGGUGUAGCAGAUGGAGUUGGCCAAUGGUCAUUUGAAGGAAUCAAUGCGGGGCUUUAUGCAAGAGAACUAAUGGAUGGUUGUAACAAAUUCGUUACUGAGAAUCAAGGGGCUUCAGAUCUUAGACCGGAGCAAAUCCUUUCUAAGGCAGCAGAUGAAGCAUGCUCUCCUGGUUCUUCCACUGUAUUAGUUGCUCACUUUGAUGGCCAGGUCCUUCAAGCAUCAAAUAUCGGAGACUCUGGGUUUUUGGUAAUAAGAAACGGAGAAGUGUAUGAGAAAUCAAAACCUAUGGUUUACGGUUUCAAUUUUCCACUACAAAUUGAGAAGGGAGAUGACCCCUUUAAACUUGUACAGAAUUAUGCUAUUGAUCUAGAGGAAGGCGAUGUAAUUGUGAUGGCAACGGAUGGCCUUUUCGAUAAUGUCUAUGAGCAUGAAGUAGCUGCAAUUAUCUCCAAAUCAUUGCAGGCAGAUCUAAAACCAACGGAGAUCGCGGAGCACUUGGCUGCGAAGGCCCAGGAAGUGGGUAGGUCUGGAGCUGGGAGAAGCCCAUUUUCAGAUGCUGCUCUCUCAGUUGGGUACCUUGGUUUCAGUGGGGGCAAACUGGAUGAUAUAACCGUUGUUGUAUCAAUUAUCCGGACUUCAGAAAUUUAAGUUAUACAAGACUGACUGAUGCAGAGAAAAGAAACUCUCAAGUAAUGUUGAAGCUACACUCCAAGCGAGCCGCCCCAUCAGCAAUCUAGAAGUUAAGCUAUGCAUGGUGGUUCCCAAGAUUUCAACAAGAUGUAAACAUGAGCAUCAUACAGCAUGUUUGAUCAGCAAACAGCCAACGGCCAACAGCGCUGCGAGCAAAGCUCAAGCUCCUCCCUGUUGUCCUUCCAUGCGUUCAGACAGUAUUGGUUUUUUCUUUUGCUUCCGGAAUAUAACACCAUUUAGACCGAUGUCCUCGUUGAGCUGCUGUAAACCGAUGUCCUGUAUGCAAGAAGACAUCUGUGGAGAGGAACUGAACCUUAAUGAAUACUGGCUCAAAUGUGUGAAGUCAAGUAAAAACUAUAUAUAGUGCAAUCAUAUAGAUUUUUACCGAUU
Panicum hallii is the source of this 2427-nucleotide messenger RNA. RefSeq names its product probable protein phosphatase 2C 71. The record is from RefSeq and is a predicted model, not a curated record. The transcript is spliced from 10 exons. NCBI's taxonomy places the organism in Eukaryota, Viridiplantae, Streptophyta, Magnoliopsida, Poales, Poaceae. The coding region runs from base 292 to 1995 and encodes 567 amino acids.